Messenger RNA from Venturia canescens, 1235 nucleotides. RefSeq names its product general odorant-binding protein 56d-like (gene Obp9). Gene Ontology annotation, molecular function: odorant binding. Lineage: Eukaryota; Metazoa; Arthropoda; Insecta; Hymenoptera; Ichneumonidae. The transcript is spliced from 4 exons. The record is from RefSeq and is a predicted model, not a curated record. The coding region runs from base 228 to 878 and encodes 216 amino acids.
UUUUCGUAGAAAUAAUGAAAUUAGUGCGAUAGUAAUAUUUCGAUGAUUCCAAAUGAAUUAUAUUAUAGUUAACUCGCGUGCUGCUGCAUGGUAGUAGUCUCACCCUUGUCCCAUCGCUUGUCCGCGGUCACGCCGCGCAGUUGAAUUAUUUCGAACAUUGCAAUCUUCGAUGAAUGAACAAUAAUGACGAUUUUUCAUUGCGAUCCAGCAGAGUGUUAUUAUGAGAAAUGCAAAACAUGUCAAUCGAUAAAAAUAAUAAUGGAAGGAAGAAAGGUGUGAAAAAAAUGUGCCGCUUCUUCAAGAGUCGCUCACUGCUGCGAUAUAUAACUCCGAGAGCGACACGGGCCGAUAUACGAAAAGAAUGUCGAAAACAAACCGGUGUCUCGUGGGCCGCAUUGAAGAAGCUCAAAUCUGGGGACUUUAAUCAGGCUGAUCACAAACUCAAGUGUUAUCUCCGAUGUUUUAUGAUGAAAAAUGGAAUUAUUCGAAGCGAUGACCAAGUUGACGUUGAAAAUGCAAUUCGUCAUCUUCCACCGAAUCUUCAAGAGUCAUCCAGAAAGGCACUUUUUAAGUGCAAAAAUUCGUAUACUCCGAAGCGUCUCGUUCGUCUGAACCGAGAAAAAGUCAAGAUACGGGGAAAGAUGCGAGAGCAGCGUUGGAGCGAGAGAGCCAAGAUGAGAGAGCAUAUUGGAAAAGCAGGGGUCUUAUCCCGGGGAAUCCUUCGCAGUCGACGCCGCCGCCGCCGCCGCCGUCAUCGUCGAACCUUAACCGUGAGAGUGCAGAGCACGAAAGAAAAACCGUCACACCGACUUGAAUAUAUAUGCAUGUUAUAUGAAGUUAUGAACGGAGAAGAGGAGUACCAUAAAGAUUUGAUUUAGUUAUUGAGAUAUAUUGAGAGUUAUUGAAAAACAAAAAAAAUUAUUAACAUAUCGAGGUGAAUUUUGUUCCGACUUUUGGAGCAGGUGAUUGAAAUGAAGAAAUUUGACUUUUUUCGACGUAUUUCUGGACGCUUUACAGUCAAGAAUCGUUAUUAUGAAAAAUCGACCUUGACGAAGAAAAAUGGAAAAUGAAAUAGAUCCUGAACGCAAACAAAGAUCGUUGCGGUCUCUAAAAUUUGCAUAACGACGAUGAAAAAAUUAAAAAGCCCUCCCCGCUGGUAGAGCAGAAUAAAUAAAUAGGCGAAAACAAUGACAUUCUGAACUUGGGAAUAAAGAAACGUUAUUUCACUCUUAUAA